Molecule: messenger RNA, 1296 nt
Organism: Durusdinium trenchii
Lineage: Eukaryota; Dinophyceae; Suessiales; Symbiodiniaceae
Source: the annotation of a GenBank genome assembly
CGCGGCCAGAGGCGGCCCCGGAAACUGAAAGCUGAAAGGGUCGUAGUUCCCGACUAGCUCCAUCCUCCUUUGGCAGUGCCAACGCCCAAAUCUGCGGGAGUUCUGCCAGUCCAGAGCAGAUUGACACUUCGAAUCCAGAGCAGUGAGGAAUGGCCCUGGCUCCGUGCAACUGCGGCACUGGCGAGUCGCGAAGUCUGCGAAGGGACUGCACUCUGCGGCCCCGUCCUGGGUUUGGUGAAGGAGAUGAGCUGCCGUGGAACACAGGGGGAGGCAUCCACUGCCCAGUGGUGAUGGAGCCGGGCCGGCGAACCACGGCCCACCUGGCUGGCGCCGUUCUGUGUUCUGCGCCUGUUCCCAGCGCCGCCGGGAACGUCUUGCUCGGUGGUUUGGGGGCGACGGACAGCACAAGUGCAAGCAGCUAGCACCAGCACCACGAGCUUGGGAAGAAAGAAGAGAGGUUGGGUGGAUAAUAUAAAUCAUACACAUGUGUGGAUUACUCAGACUUCAUGGCCUUGGGGAUUGGAGAGCUAUUAACAUGGAUGUGUUCAGUCAUCCAAGUGUGAGAAGCUGAGGGUCACGGGUUCAAAGGUGCUGUCGUGGCGCAGUGGCAGGGAUAGCAUGCAAAUAGCACAGACGUGCACAAUUGUGCACAUACUUCGGAGUUGUCCCAUGUUUUCCCGCAAUGUUGUAUGCAAUCAUGGACUUGGUCGUUUGAGAUUUCUUUUCGCUUGCUGGCAAGCCUCAUUUCCCCACUCCGGGAAGGCCGUGGGGCCUCUCUGUCGCAUCCAAGGACGAGCGUGGCUGAGAUCACCGCGACUGGGGCAGUGACCACGGUCAAGACCACGGGCACCCGUACAAGCACCAGCACCAGCACCAUGACCACCACAGACACUUUGAGUCACCAGCACACCAGACCACCCUGCGCUCAACGCGCUCGUGGGACUGGGCCUGAGCUCUUGAAAGCUGCACGCUGGGAACGUGAGCUUUUGCGAAUGCCUCGGCAGUGGGCCAAGUGAAGAUGCACAAUGAGACGGGAAGCACUUCAACAUGAGAAGAUGUUAUGUGGGUAGCUCAGGUCCUGAGGUGUGUAGGAGAUUCUUUUCAUGGCAGAGUUUGCGGUUUUUUUGAGCCAAGUCGUCACUGGAUGCUGGUGAAAAUAGCUGACUGGCUCGCUCCACACAUGGACCCUCAAUGUGGCAGGGCUCGGAUCCAUUGGCGUCCACGAAUGACCGCGUGGCAUGUCCAGGAGUGGCAUCGCAAACCUGUAGGACCAACAGGAGUUGACGCCCAAACCCA